CGUGGUGACUUUACACUAGCCUGCGCCACCGAUCAGACUCUGUCUAGGCUUGGUCUCAAUAAAACAAGGAAGGCUCGUCUCUGCAGCCUGGCUCACCGUCUCAAUAAACAUCAGAGAAACCAAACAAACAACUUCACCACCUCCGCGUCUUACCAACUCCUCGACGCAGUCACAAGUUAUCAAGGAAAUGGCCACCCCCGCGCCCGCCGUGGCCAACGCCGAUGGAUGCAGCGCUGGCGCCGGCGGCGUGAUUAAUGUCGACGGACGCAGCGGCUACUGCGCGGCGACCAGGACAUUCCGCAGCCUGCGGCCACCGGUGCCGCUGCCGCCGGCGGACGUGCCCCUCUCGUUCCCGGCGUUCGCGUUCUCGCUCCUGCCGUCCCCGCUCCCCGCUUACCCGGCUCUCAUCGAUACCGCCACGGGCGAGGCCGUAUCGUUCCCGGCGUUCCUGUCCCAGGUGCGCGCGCUCGCGGGUGCCCUGCGCUCGCGGGUCCGGCUUGGCCGGGGCAACGUCGCGUUCGUGCUCGCGCCGGCGCGGCUGGACGUCCCGGUGCUCUACUUCGCGCUCCUAUCCAUUGGCGCCGUCGUGUCUCCUGCCAACCCGGCACUCACCGCCGCGGAGGUCGCCGUCCUCGUCGCCCUGUCGGGCGCCUCCGUCGCCUUCGCCGUGUGCUCAACCGCUGCCAACCUGCCCGCCGGCCUCGCCACCGUCCUCCUAGAUUCGGAUCGCUUCCGCUCCUUCUUGCACAACGACGAUUACAAAGAGGAAUCAGCGCUGGACACGGUGGUGGUGCGCCAGUCGGAGACGGCGGCCAUCCAGUACUCGUCGGGAACGACCGGGCGGGUGAAAGCCGCGGCGCUGCCGCACCGGAGCUUCAUCGCGAUGGUAGCGGGUUCCCACGCCCUGUUCGAGAAGCCGACGCAGGGUCGCGAGAGGCUGCUGCUGGGGGCGCCGAUGUUCCACUCCAUGGGGUUCUACUUCACAUUGAAGGGGGUGGCAAUGGGCCAGACGACGGUAGUGAUGACCGACGCGGUGGCGCGGCGCGGCGUGAAGGGGAUGAUGGAGGCGGCGGAGCGGUGGGCGGUCGCUGAGAUGACGGCCUCGCCGCCGGUGGUGGUGGGCAUGGCGAAGGCCAGGUGCAACCUGGAGGCGCUACAGCGGGUGAUAUGUGGCGGCGCGCCGCUGUCGAGGGCGGCGGCAGAGAGUUUCCGGCGACGCUUCCCGAAGGUGGACCUCUGCAUGGGCUACGGUUCAACUGAGGCGGGUGGUAUAUCACUGAUGAUCGACCGGGAAGAGUGCUCCCGUCUCGGCUCCGCGGGCCGCGUCUCGGAGAACGCCGAGGUCAAGAUCGUCGACCACGUCAACGGUCAGCCCCUAUCAGUCGGGCAGAAAGGGGAACUAUUGGUGAGAGGGCCUGCCAUCAUGACUGGAUACGUCGGCGACGAUGGGGCAAACUCUACCGCUUUCGAUUCUGAUGGUUGGCUUAAGACAGGAGAUCUUUGCUAUAUUGAUCAGGACGGGUUUCUGUUCGUGGUGGAUAGACUGAAGGAGCUCAUCAAGUAUAAGGGCUAUCAGGUUCCACCUGCAGAGCUGGAGCUUGUCCUUCAAUCUUUGCCUGAAAUUGUCGAUGCUGCGGUUAUGCCGUAUCCUCAUGAAGAGGCAGGGCAAAUACCGAUAGCGCUGGUCGUGAGGCAAUCCGGAAGCAAGGUCACUGAGGCUCAAGUCAUGGACUAUGUAGCGGAGCGGGUCGCACCGUACAAGAAGAUCCGCAAGGUGUUGUUCGUCGACGCCAUACCCAAAUCACCAGCCGGGAAGAUACUGAGAAAGCAGCUGGCGAACUAUGUGCAGUUUGGCUGUGUCUCGAAAUUGUGAUUUGUGAAUAUGAGGCGUUGCUUGCGUGUGAGGGUGUUUGUGCAUGUGCAAAAAUUCUAUGCAAAGAUAUGGAUUCCGGAGAUAUCAAAGACUAGAGUGCUGUAAAAUUCUAUUUGCAAACAGACAAUACAGGUUGACAAGGCUGCUACCGAUCCGAUUGGAGAACACAUGUAACCUUGCACGGUUGCACCAAAACGUUUCGGUUGUGUUCUGACAGAAGAAUGGCAAUCUGUGCCUAUAUACAACCGGCUUUUUGUGGCCAAUCAACGAAUGGACUUUAACGUU
Phragmites australis (common reed) is the source of this 2158-nucleotide messenger RNA. RefSeq names its product 4-coumarate--CoA ligase-like 7. Gene Ontology annotation, molecular function: CoA-ligase activity. The coding region runs from base 188 to 1873 and encodes 561 amino acids. NCBI's taxonomy places the organism in Eukaryota, Viridiplantae, Streptophyta, Magnoliopsida, Poales, Poaceae. The transcript has 5 exons. The record is from RefSeq and is a predicted model, not a curated record.